GUUGACAGUUGAGUUGACACUUGUGGACUUGCCUCAGCCUCGUAUAACUUUGAGCAACCAAAAUUGCUUAAUCAUCUUGACUUUUACAUAAGUAUGAAAUAACAAAAAAAAUAACCAAUCCUACAUUACAAUUUUCAUUCUCUCUUUAUCGACAUUACUCUUUUUGAACUCGCCUGCUUUGCUAAUAACUGCUACCUGUACCUGCUCGCUCUAGAUAUUAAAUAUCUAUGGUAGUAGCUACACACAAGUACAUUUCACAGCAGCAGCUGAUGCAAAUUGCACACACAAAAGAGAACAACGCAAAAUAUGGAAGGGUGAAGGUAUAAGUACUUUACUACUUACAUGUUACUUGAAGAGUUUUUUUCACGCACGAAUGGAAAAAUUAAUGCAUACUCAAUCGUCACUUUGUCAAUGGAAUAAGAGGUAGAAAAAAAUAGUUUUGCGUUGACGAUAGAAACAAGGUAAGUCAUAUAUAAUGUCAACAUUUCACUAAUACGCAACAGCCAUGGACGAAGAGUCGCUGGAUCCCACAAAAGUUAGACCUACCCUUGAAACCUACAAAAAGCUUUCAAAGGACGUAGCGAACCAUGACACAAUCCUGAAGGACAAAACGGUACUGUCGUACGUGGCCGUGGUUCUAGAGUACCCUGACGUGGAGAUCGUCGAACUAGGACUUGACAUCCUCGAGGCUUUUGUGAAAAACGUCGAAAAUUACGGACACAUAACCUCGACCUUUGGAGUCAGAGAAGCUCUCGAUGCUGUAGUGAACAAAUACGCGCAAGACGAUCCCAAGCUGGCCAAAAGGGCUGAGCAGGUGAAGAGCGAUAUCGAGAGCAUGAAACCCCCAAUCUACAAUUUACGCAGCCGCUGCCGCAGGGUCAUCGAACCUAAGAAGCUCAGGACGCAUGUUAUUGUGCUCCACGUCCAUGGCCUCCUGCCUGAAACUCGAACAGACCUGGAAUAUACUUUGAUAAGGAUCGAAGGUUUAAUAUCUUUGGUUGUUGAUGUGGAACAUCAGCGUGUUACAAUGAGAACCCUAGCCACUGUGACAGCCAAACAAAUUGCAGAAGCUAUUGAGGAUAAUAAUCCAACAAUGGAAGCUAGAUUAGUGACCCGGAAUAAGUAUAAUCAAGAAUUUUUAGUUAAAUUGUUAAACACAGAUCUAGGUGACUAUGAUGAUAUGCCAGAGUAUUUGCCAGAAGAUGAUGAAGAGCAAGAAGACGAGGAAGCUGGAAAAGAGGGUGUAAUAUCUUUAUUCACAGGCUUGCGGCAAAGUGCAUCAACACUCUAUAAAUCCACAGCCGAAUUCCUAAGUAAUUCCUUUUAUUGGUGAAACACCAAAGGAAACUUUUUUUCUGGCGCAUUUUAAGUAAUCGUUGACGAUUUGCGCAUUUAUCCCUUGAUGCAGAAAUUAAUAGUCACAAUUAUUGACUCGUAUUACUGUUACAAAAACCAGCUUUGCAAUUUUCAAAGCUUUGUUUUCAUCACACCACCAUUUAUCAUCAAUUUGUGUUGUCUGAUUCUUGAGACUUUAACAGCGAUACAUGUGUAACUCGAAUUUAUCUAAUGUUAUGACUUCCAAUGAGAUUAUCAAAUGUUAAGCUGAAAGUAAGUAAAUUACAUGCAUAUUCUUGUGAUUAAAAAAAUUUUUCUAGCAAAUCUUAUUCUAUAGUUGAGAGAUAAAUAUUCUUGAAAGCUAAUGGGCUUGAGCAUUUUGUUAUACUCAUCUAUCACAAGGCUGUGCAAAAAAAUGUUUAUCUAAAAUUAUAAAAAAAAGUUUAAUCACGGCGUCGUGUAAAAAGUGGUCAUAAUUUUUGUCUGUGGCACAAUACAUAAGCACUAUGUGAAAAGGUUGAAUUAUUGAAUUUUUGUUUGUUGAAAUGACUUAAAAUGCAAUCGAUCUUUAUUUUAUUGAAUUUUACAAAAAAAAAUAAAAUAAAAAUGUACAAACUUUACGCAUGUAUCCGUUAUUAUCCUACUAAAAAACAUUUUAUAUUUUCUGAUGAUUUGAUAGUUGAUGCAGGGUUAAAUAAAAAGCAUAAAGAUCAUUAUUAUUUUACACUUUUAUUAAAUUAAUUUUUUUCUGUAUAGUAGAUACACCUUGAACAAAGAAAAAUUGUGACAAAUUUCAGUAUUUCUAAGCACAUUUUGUGGCGUAUAAAUUUAUUGUCUAUAUUUACAAAAAAUCGUCGUUAAGGCAAUCUGAGUUUAUUUCAAGCAGGUACAACGAUGCCAGACUUUCUUUGUUUUUCUUUUUUUCACAUUUACGUAUGAAUUGUUCUAGAACUGUGUCGAUAUAACUAUACCAUUUCAUUGGAAUAAUUUAUGUUAAUACAUGCUUGAAAAGUGAGUAUCUAAGUAAUGUACUGAUUUUCAUAUAACAUAAUUUACCGUAUUAAAAUUUGUGUAAAACACACGUACAUAUUUUGAA
Molecule: messenger RNA, 2431 nt
Organism: Copidosoma floridanum
Lineage: Eukaryota; Metazoa; Arthropoda; Insecta; Hymenoptera; Encyrtidae
Product: armadillo repeat-containing protein 1
Source: RefSeq, a predicted model, not a curated record